AUGGCUGAGUCAUUCGAUAACGCUUUCCGUGUCGCUGAAAAACAUCUCGGAUCGAGAUGCAGCCUUCCAUUUGGUGUACAGUCGGGGGGCAUUGUCGUCGUUAACGCCCGUCGCCAGCCGCCGUCGCCGUCAUCAUCGGCUUUGUCGUCGCCCGUCGCACGUUGCCCGUCACCAGCUGUCGUCGUCAUCGUCAUCGUCAUCGUUGUCGUUGUCGUCGUCGUCGUCGUCGUCGUCGUNGUCGUCGUCGUCGUCGUCGUCGUCGUUGCGUCUUCAUAUUUUCGACCCUUUCACUGCUUUCCAUAUGCGACCAUUUACAUAGUGAUAACAAUAAAGUACAGCUGUUUUCAAUUCUGUAAUGGUUUCUCAUCAUAUUAA
Messenger RNA from Angiostrongylus costaricensis, 375 nucleotides. The record is from the annotation of a GenBank genome assembly. Lineage: Eukaryota; Metazoa; Nematoda; Chromadorea; Rhabditida; Metastrongylidae.